Molecule: messenger RNA, 2370 nt
Organism: Psilocybe cubensis
Lineage: Eukaryota; Fungi; Basidiomycota; Agaricomycetes; Agaricales; Agrocybaceae
Exons: 6
Coding region: 1-2370 (789 amino acids)
Biological process (GO): transmembrane transport; monoatomic cation transport; intracellular calcium ion homeostasis
Cellular component (GO): membrane
Molecular function (GO): monoatomic cation transmembrane transporter activity
Source: RefSeq, a predicted model, not a curated record
AUGUCCACCGGUACAACAAGGUCGCUAUUCGUGUUCUUCCUCGUCGUGAACUGCAUACUGUGGUCGAGAGGUCGAUAUGGCCAGCCUUUGGAGUCCAGUUCAAGUUUGCUCCACGGUGACGCCAGUCUCGUGAAGCGUAUAUCAUUUGAACUCUCCCAACCUCAAGGAACGCGAGUAUCACAUUAUUCAGAAGAGUGCCAACCUCUUGCAUACCCAAUCGACACUCAGUGCAAACAUGUCAAGGCAGAUUGCCCCAGAUCCGACACCGUCCUCGCAAUCAACUAUCUUCGUCGUUACUUCUGUACAGACGCUACCUUAAGGCCUGUCAUGUUCAUCGGUCUUCUGUUCUGGCUGGUCUUUCUCUUCUCAACACUGGGCAUCAGCGCCUCCGAUUUCUUCACCCCCAAUCUUUCGACUAUAUCUCAACUUCUAGGCUUAGAUGAAAACGUCGCAGGCGUAACAUUUUUAGCUUUCGGAAACGGCAGUCCAGAUUUAUUCUCGACCUUCUCUGCGAUGCGCGCCGACUCAGGUAGUCUGGCUUUGGGCGAACUACUUGGCGCGGCCACUUUCAUUGUCUCUUGUGUCGUCGGGUCUAUGUGCAUCAUCAAGCCUUUCGAAGUACAUCGUACACCUUUCCUCAGAGACGUGGGCUUCUUCACCUUAGCAGUAUCUCUAAUAUUAACCAUUCUGUGGGACGGCGAAAUCUCGCGGAUAGAGGCAGGAGCACUUGUUGGUCUAUAUUUGACAUACGUAUUGGUUGUUAUUAUUGGAAGUUGGUGGGAGAGCAGAAGAGAACGUAAACGUCUUAGAGAAGCGCGCGCAAGAGACGAAUUUGCUGAGCCCUUUCCUCAAUAUACCGACGAUCCAAAUCCCCCGACAUUGACUGUCAACACCCCUACUCCCCAAAGAGUACGCGCAGUAUCUGCUCCCAAUCCUCCUAGAAUUCAAACAAAUAUAUCACCACGUCCAACGCGCUCUCCUUCCCCAGUACCAUCGCAUAUUACACAGCUACCCUCGUUCUCUCUCAUUGGUGCCCUCGAAUUUCGGGACGUGGUCGCCUCAUUACAAAAAGAAGCCGCGGGGAAUUCUUUAGGGAUGUUCGAAACACCCGUAACUCCAUACGCAGGAGGCCAUUAUCACAAUCGACUGGGCAUGACAAGAAGCCCUCAUUCUUCACUUCAGUCAAGCAUGGACUCGGAAACUUUGCAUGGCCUCCAACUGCCUACUCGAGGACGCACAAAUCUAUCUUCGUCCAACGCCACACUUCGUGAGGAACAUCGGGAUCUACUGGCGGACGAGCCGGAUGACUAUUUCGGUUCUGUACAGCAGCAACCCGUACCUUCAAUCUUUCGUACGCCGGCGUCUCCAUCUUUAACUGCCUCCGAAGUUGACAGUGAAGAGCAACUAUACGCUCCAAUGACCAAACAACAACGCGUUUUGGCAACAUUGGGGAAAGUGUUUCACACCCUUUUCCCUACACUGCAUAACUUCCGGAAACAGAGCUUUGUGGGCCAAAUUGCCUUGCUGUUUGCCACGCCUGCGGUGUUAUGCUUAACUUUAACUCUUCCGGUUGUAGUGACACCGUAUCCGAACCUCCAUGCUUCUCCAGAGAAAAUGUACAAUGGUGAUGCACGACUCGUGGAUUUCGAGGAAGAAGGCAUGGAGCGCGUCCUGAUCGCCGAAGAGGAGGUUGAGGAGAAUAUGCACGAACUUUUGUUUAGCAAGUGGCUCACUGCUAUACAAUGUGUUUUGGGUCCACUUUUCUGUGUCAAAGUUCUUUUUGGCAACAAACACAAUUUCAUCUGGAUUUUCCUGGGAACACUUAUUACAGGUCUCUCCAUGGGCGCUCUAGUAGCUAUCUUUAGUGAAAAGGGUAACAGCCCUGCUGCUCGUAUGACCAGGUGCUCAAUGGGGUUCUUUGUCGCCAUCAUUUGGAUCAUGGCGAUUGCUGAUGAAGUAGUCAAUGUACUUCAGACAUUUGGUUUCAUUUUCGGUCUAUCAGACGCUAUCAUUGGCCUUACGAUCUUCGCUGUCGGUAAUUCGCUUGCAGACCUUGUAGCAAACAUGAGUGUUGCGGUCUUCGCCCCUAUCAUGGGAUUCUCUGCGUGUUUUGGAGGGCCAAUGCUCAACAUUCUCCUGGGUAUCGGCAUUUCUGGGUCCUACAUCAUUCACCAAACUUCUCAACCGUACAGUCUCGAACUUUCAAAAACACUAUUCGUCAGCGCCUUUGGCCUCUUGUUCUUGCUCGCUGCCACUCUGCUAUUUGUACCCCUUAACGGCUACUUCUUGACACGACAAUGGGGAGUCCUCCUGAUAGCAACAUACACAAUUAUUAUGAUCAUCAACAUUGUUGUCGAAGUUAAGGGCUGA